AUGGGGGUGGAGCUGAGCUCUGUGCCCGAUGGUCAUGAAAUGCCACUGCUCAGCCAGGAAGAGGCUGCGCAGCUCGCCAAGAACACGCAUUAUCGGCCCGAGGAGUUGCACCGACUUCACCACCGUUUUUAUCACGACAUGAUCGCCCUGUCGCCAGCCUCCAGCGAGGCGCCCCAGCAAGGCGUGGGCUUCCCUCUCUUUUGCUCCUGCGCGUCGUUUGUCGGGGUGCGAAGCCCCAUCCUGCAGGAGAUGUUCUUCGCCACGUUUGAUCGCAACCGUGACGGCAUCAUCACCUUUGACGAGUUCGCCGCGGCCCUCUCGACCAUGUCGCGCGGCACCUCGCGGGAGAAAAUCAACCUGGCCUUCGACAUGUUCCACUGCGUCAACGCGUACCCACAGCCGGUGGCGCCGAACAGCCGCACACUGCUGCGGAGCGGCAUGUGCGCUGUUCUGCAGGCGCUGGACUCCACCUUCGGAAGCCCCAUAGCGUACCGCGACGACCAGCAAGUGCAGCGACAAAAACAAAAACAACAACAAUGCGGGACAUUGCUCACGGCGGCGGAGAUGGCGGACGAGUUGUUCGCAUCAUCUGACGAAGUGACUCGUGAGGAAUUCGCCGCGUAUGCUUUGCGGUGCCCCGCGAUUGUGAAAGGGCUCGCCAUCUGCUGA
This is a messenger RNA of Trypanosoma grayi, 669 nucleotides long. RefSeq lists its product as hypothetical. The coding region runs from base 1 to 669 and encodes 222 amino acids. Lineage: Eukaryota; Euglenozoa; Kinetoplastea; Trypanosomatida; Trypanosomatidae. The record is from RefSeq and is a predicted model, not a curated record. Gene Ontology annotation, molecular function: calcium ion binding. The transcript has a single exon.